This is a messenger RNA of Ictalurus furcatus (blue catfish), 5412 nucleotides long. It is a transcript of the gene cnot7, whose product is annotated as CCR4-NOT transcription complex, subunit 7. The record is from RefSeq and is a predicted model, not a curated record. Gene Ontology annotation, molecular function: nucleic acid binding; poly(A)-specific ribonuclease activity. Bases 3743 to 4537 code for a protein of 264 amino acids. Gene Ontology annotation, cellular component: CCR4-NOT complex; P-body; CCR4-NOT core complex. The transcript has 6 exons. Lineage: Eukaryota; Metazoa; Chordata; Actinopteri; Siluriformes; Ictaluridae.
UACCAGUAUCAGCUCCUACGGUGUAAUGUUGAUUUGUUGAAGAUUAUCCAGCUUGGCCUUACCUUCAUGAAUGAACUGGGUGAAUAUCCACCAGGAACUUCAACAUGGCAGUUCAACUUCAGAUUUAACCUCACUCAAUGUCUUCCUGAAGUCUGGAACCCAUAUACAUCACCAGACGCUGGGUUUCUUCCCUGGUGAUGCUCUGCCAGGCCUUUACUGCAGCUGUCUUCAGUUCCUGCUUGUUCUUGGCACGUUUUGCCUUCAGCAAGUCAUAUACAUGCGCAAUUUGAUUCAGGCCCAGUGAUUGACUUGACCAUUGUAGAACAUUCCACUUCUUUCCCUUUGAUUGCUUCUGAAGUUUGCUUUGGCUCAUUGUCUAUCUGCAUUGUGACGUGCUGUCCAAUGAGUUCUUAAGCAUUUGGCUGAAUCUGAGCAGAUAAUAUAGCCCUAAACACCUCAGAAUUCAUCUUGCUGCUUUUGUCAACAGUAGCAUCAUCAAUAAAUACAAAGGAACCAUUUCCCUUGGCAGCCAUACAUGCCUACACCAUAAGAUGUGGUGGUAUGCUUUGGAUCAUGAGCAGUUCCUUUUCUUCUCCAUACCCUACUCUUCUCAUCAUUCAGGUGCAAAUUGAUCUUUGUCUCAUCUCUUCAUAAGAUGUUGUUCCAGAAGUAUACAGGCUUUAAAAAAACAAUGUUAUAGAUGUUUUAGCAGACUCUAAUCUGGUCUUCCUCUUUUGAGGCUUAACAAUGAUUUACAUCUUGUCUCUGUAUUUACUCUGGUGAUAUCUUCUCUUGCUUGUUGACUUUGACACAGAUACGCCUACCUCCUGGAUGGUGUUCUUGAUGUAGCCAACUGAAAAGAAUUCUUCUGUUAUUCAUACCAGUUGUUUUCCAUGGUCUUUCUGGCCUUUUGGGGUUCCUGAGCUGAACAGUGCAUUCUUCCUUUUUAAGAAUGUAUCAAUCAUUGAUUUGGCCAAACCUAAUAUUGAUUUUUCAGCCUAAUGAUGGCUUGUUUUACUGGCAGUGAUAGCUGUUUGGACUUUUGAGAAUUAACAGCAACAGAUUCUAAAUCCAAUGCCACACUUAAAGUCUACACCUUUAUCUACUUUCUUUUAAGUGAAAGAAUGAGGGAGUAGCACACACUUGGCUAUGGAACAGUUGAGCAUAUAGUUGUCCAAUUACAUUUGGUCCUCAAAGGGGGGUCUAUACAAAAAGUGCAGUAUUCCUACUUUCCUGGUGAACGUUUGCACUUUGAGCUCAUAUUCAUUAUUUAAUUUCAAUUCCACACGCACCAUGUGUCAAGUAUUUAGACCCCAUGGUCUGUCUAAAUACUUGAUUCUGAUUGGCUGAAAUGUGUGCGUUCAAACUGUAUAAUGUACAGGUAUUUCCAGUCAGUUUAAUCACCUUUCUAAAUUAAUGUGCUGCCUGUAAAUAACUGUAAACAUAGUAACAUACAGUUGCAGUUGCAUACAGUAGUUAAACUCACAGCUUCAUUAUUAGUAGAGAGGGGCCCAGAUGCAGGUAAUUCACACACACACUCUCUCUCUCUCUCUCUCUCUCUCUCUCUCUCUCUCAAAACUAUUUAUUAUGAUUAAUUCAAAUAAGUGUAAUCUUAUCACACUACUUUCUCUGUAUAUGAUUUGGAGUAAUUGUGUAAUUACUCACACAAUUUUAUAUAUACUGUGUGUAUAUAUACACACAUACACAGGUAAAUCUCAAAAAUACGUGAAUAUUGUGGAAAAGUUAAUUUUUUUCCACAAUUUAAUUCAAGAAGUGAAACUUUAAUAUAUUCUAUAUUCAUUACACAUAAAGUGAAAUAUUUCAAGCCUUUUUUUGUUUUAAUCUUGAUGAUUAUGGCUUACAUCUCAUGGAAAUCAAAAAUCCAGUAUCUCAAAAUAUUAGAAUAAAUAAUUUAUAAUACAGAAAUGUCGACCUUCUGAAAAGUAUGUUCAUUUAUGCGCUCAGUACUUGGUCAGGGCUCCUUUUGUAUGAAUUACUGCAUGAAUGUGGCGUGGCAUGGAGGCAAUCAGCCUGUGGCACUGCUGAGGUGUUAUGGAAGCCCAGGUUGCUUUGAUAGCGGCCUUCAGCUCGUCUGUAUUGUUGGGUCUGGUGUCUCUCAUAGAUUCUCUAUGGGGUUCAGGUCAGGCGAGUCGGCUGGCCAAUCAAGCACAGUAAUACCAUGGUCAGCAAACCAGUUACUAGUAGUUUUGGCACUGUGGGCAGGUGCCAAGUCCUGCUGGAAAAGGAAAUCAGCAUCUCCAUAAAGCUUGUCAGCAGAUGGAAGCAUGAAGUGCUCUAACUCAUCACUGACUGUGGAAACUUCACACUGGACUUCAAGCAACUUGAAUUCUGUGCCUCUCCACUCUUCCUCCAGACUCUGGGACCUUGAUUUCCAAAUGAAAUGCAAAAUUUCUUUCCUCUUCCCCAUGAUUGUGGUUGUGUGUACUGGACCAGACAGAGAUUAAAGGCUCAGGAAACCUUUGCAGGUGUUUUGAGUUAAUUAGCUGAUUAGAGCUCUUCUCGGGUCGACAUUUCUGUAUUAUAAAUUGUUUAUUCUAAUAUUUCGAGAUACUAGAUUUUUUAUUUCCCUGAGCUGUAAGCCGUAGUCAUCAAGAUUAAAACAAAAAAAGUCUUGAAAUAUUUCACUUUGGGUAGUGAAUCUAGAAUAUAUGAAAGCUUCACUUUUUGAAUUAAAUUACGGGAAAAAAAUUACUUUUCCAAUUUUUUUGAGAUGUACCUGUAUGUAUGUGUAUAUAUAAAACAUUAUAUAUGCCAUCUUUUAUAAACCAACAAAUAACCUCGGGUGACCAAAAAAAAAACACAACAGAUUUCAAUAUGUAGUAAUUUUUUCCCAAACAGUAAACCAACAUCCAGAAGCCAAGUGGGUUCAGUACACCCUAUAAUUCUGUAGCAUGUAUAACCACUGUUUGCAACAAUAAACUGAAGUAAAUUUUUUCUGUAGGAAUUUGUUUUAAUCUCAUUUCAUUUUGGAGAAAUUAUGGCCUACUUCUUGCUUCAACAUUGCUUCAGUUUAUUUAUGUUUAAGGGAAUUUGUUUAUGCACAGCUCUCUUAUGAUCCUGUCACAGCAUCUCAGUAGAGUUGAAGUCUGGACUUUGACUUGGCCAUUCCAACACCUUGUUGUUUUUUUUUUCAUUAGCCAUUCAGAUGUCAAAUUGCUGGUGUGCUUGGGAUCAUUGUCCUGUUGCAUGACUCAUUUUUAAGCUUAAGAUUAAGCUGCUGGACAGAUGGCCUCACACUUGUCUCAAGAAUAUUCUGAUAUGAAGUGGAGUUCAUCAUUUUCUCAAUGACUGCAAGUUUUGUAGCUGCAAAACAAGCUCAAAUCAUCACACCUCCACCACCAUACCUGACAGUUGGUAUGAGGUGUUUGUGUUGAUACACUGUGUUUGGUUUUUGCCCAGCAUCUCCACCUAGGUCUCAUCAGUCCAAAGGAUAAUGUUCCAGACCUUUUUGUGGUUUGUUAAGAUGCAAUUUUGCAAACCAUAGUCAUGCUUCUUUUUGUUUGUUUGUUUUGGUUUUUAUGUGCGAAAAAAGGACUCUUCAAUAGUCACCCUUCCCUGAAAGCCAUACUUGUUCAGUCUUUCUGAUUGUGCUGUCAUGAACAUAAACAUUUAAUGUGCUUACAGAGGCCUCACAUGAUGUAGCUCUUGGCGUUUUCUUUAUGUCUCUGAGCAUUAACUGUCCUUGAACUGAAUUUGCUGGGACCGCCCACUCUUGGGAAGAAUGGCAACUGUCUUGAAGGCUCUAUUUGUAAACAAUCCAUCUCAGUGUAGAAUGAGGAAUUUCAAAUUGUUUGGAGAUGGCCUUAUAACCCUUCCCAGAUUGAUGAGUAGCAACACUUGCUUCUCUGAGGUCAUGGCUGAUCUCCGUUCUUCUUGGCAAGAUGUGUGCACACAGCUGGAGCACAAACUGACAGAAGUUCUCCUUUUAUUGAGGGAAGAUAUGUAUGCACAGGAUUCAAUUGAACUACUGACUACAUCAGGUCUCCAGUUCAAAAAGCAUGAAGAAGAAGGCAUUGAGACACUGUAUUUUGCAGAGCUCCUCAUGACUUCAGGUGUGGUGCUCUGUGAAGGGGUCAAGUGGCUGUCGUUCCAUAGUGGCUAUGACUUUGGAUACUUGAUCAAAAUCUUGUCCAACUCAAAGCUGCCAGAGGAAGAAGUUGACUUCUUUGAGAUUCUUCGUUUAUUUUUCCCCAUUAUCUAUGAUGUGAAAUACCUCAUGAAGAGCUGUAAAAACCUGAAGGGUGGCCUGCAGGAGGUAGCUGAGCAGCUGGAUCUGGAGAGGAUUGGGCCUCAGCAUCAGGCAGGCUCAGACUCUCUCCUCACAGGAAUGGCAUUCUUUAAGAUGAGAGAGGUGGGUCAGGAACUGUGCAAUUCAAGUUUGCAUAUGUUUUUUGAGGAUCAUAUCGAUGAUGCAAAGUACUGUGGUCAUUUGUAUGGACUGGGCUCCGGUUCAUCCUACGUCCAGAACGGCACCGGCAAUGCCUAUGAAGAGGAAGCCAACAAGCAGCAGUCAUGACACAACAAGAACCAGCUCACUAUAAAGAACUUCACCUGCAGGGCUUAAAACAUGUUUUUUUUUUUUUAGUUUUUCAUGAGAUGUUCGAUAGGAAUUUGCACUUUAAAGCUCUAAGGAGACUCUUGGUUUUAGAUGAAAAGCUAAAAAAAAAAAACUUCCUCCACUUUGUUGCCUUCUCUACGUUAAUCUUUUGUCACAACACAUUCCUCUUUUAUCAUCAGACAAGAAAAAUAUUGGUGUUUUAUUUUCCCCCUGCAAAGCUCAGCCUAAAGCUACAUUUUAUGUUUUUUUUUUUAUCGUUAAUUUAUUGCAUUCAUUCACACGCUUUGUUGAGUAGCACACAGGCUAUUUCAACCAAAAAAAACAGUAGGCCAGUUACCUACAUGUACAGUUAUUCCCUGAUCCAAGGAGUACCAUGUCGAUAUCUCACAACCCGCAGUAGCUUGAGACAGAUGGAGCGAGAGACAGUCACACACCGGAAGUUCCUGGCACUUGAUGGCACGAGUGAAGCCUUGCACUGAUUUUACCUUUAUGUUGGGCUAACACAGGUUUUACCACAAAAUAGGAGAGUGAUGCAUAACUGCCACUGUUUAAUUGAACUGAGGUCACCUCUUCUGUAUCAAGACUGUCUUCAUUUCAUUUUUAAAAAACUGACUUAAAGGUUUUGUAGAAUUUUAGUAUAAAAUCAAAGCCUUUUAUUCAUUGUGCUAUUUAAAAAAAAAAAAAAAAAAAAACUCUUAACCAACUCAAGUACUCUGUCAGUGGAAUUAUAUUUACCUGUAGCACUGGUUUUUCAUUCAUGCAUGUUUUGUGCUGUUUGGGUUUUGUUUUGUGCAUGUACUGAUAGCGUUUGAAUAAAUGCUGCGUUGAGUCAU